ACUUUCAAAAUUAACCGACAAAAGUUUCGCUUUUGAUCAAAUCGGUAUCGAUGUAAGUUUGAUAGUAAGGCGAAGUUCGUGUGUUCCUGGUUUAACUUUUUGUUGUGUAUGCUGGGGUAGCGCGAGACGGCAGAUCCUGCGCGUGCGGAUCGGGGUUUCGUCUCUACAUUGUUCCCAUUUCUGUGACUCGUUCUACCAGUGUGUCAGAAUGGGCUAAAAGCAACUGCUAGCAACUGAGCACCAUACACCUGGACCCUCCAGUCUCACCUGUGCACGGGCAGUGAGACUUGGCACCAUGCAAGGACCACGAAGGAAAGUGAAGGUCAUGCUGAUGAUGACAAUGGUGUUCAUCUUCAUCAUCGUGGAGGUCUCUCGUAAUGCUGGCAAGGGUGGUGACAAGAAUAAGCUGUUGAUUCCCUCAAAGCGUUUCUGGGCAAAAGAUUCUCCCAGUAAUGCCUACUGGAAUCGCCAACAACAACAGCUAAACUACAUCAACAACCACAACCUAAAAAAUCUCAACAUUACAACUGAAGAACUUCCAUAUUGGCUAAACAAUACUGUCAGUAUGGACUCCUGUGAGCCAGAUUUCAGGGUGACGACACAGGUUAAGGAUUACAAUUCUCUCCCGCAACGCUUCAAGGACUUUUUGUUGUAUAUGCGCUGCAGGUCGUAUCCCAUUGUGGUCGACCAACCACAUAUAUGCAAAGACCAACCGUUCUUACUCCUAGCAAUUAAAUCUUUAGUCCCCCACUUUGAUCGACGUCAGGCGAUCCGCGAGUCGUGGGGAAAAGCUGGCCGUGUUGCGAACAAGACAGUUGUUACGGUUUUUCUUCUUGGAAAUGCUGCCACAGAGGACCACUUUCCUGAUCUGUCCAAGAUGCUCUACCAUGAAAGCUCCAUGCAUGGAGAUAUUCUUCAGUGGGAUUAUAGGGACACCUUCUUCAACCUCACCAUCAAGGAUGUGCUUUUUCUGGAAUGGCUGAUUAUGCGCUGUCCUGGGGCUAGUUACAUCUUCAAAGGAGACGACGAUGUUUUUGUUAACACCAUUCGCAUUGUAGAAUUCCUUAGCAAUCUGUCCGAUGCCAAAGCCAAGGAACUUUUUGUAGGGGAUGUGAUUACAAAUGCCGGCCCACAUAGAGACAAAAAAGUGAAGUAUUUCAUUCCAGAAAGCGUUUUUGUUGGGACGUACCCUGCGUACGCAGGUGGUGGAGGCUACCUGUUCUCGGGACAGCUGGCCAAGAGACUUCAAGAAGUCUCAAGAAGGGUGCCUCUCUACCCUAUCGAUGAUGUCUACACAGGUAUGUGCCUUAUGAAACUGGGCCUUGCUCCUGAGAAGCACAAAGGCUUCAGGACUUUUGAUAUAGAAGAGAAGUACCGUGAUAAUGCCUGUGCCUACAACAGCCUGAUGUUAGUCCACCCCAGGAGUCCACAAUAUAUGAUCCAAAUCUGGACCUGGCUGAACGACCCAGCUUUAAACUGUCAGUAAACUCUCAGGGUUGCUCAUUUAAAUAAUUUUAGCGUUAUUCAUUUGUGAUGUUCAUUAUUGUCAUCGUGUGCAUGCAAACUUGUAGAGUAUCAAUCCAUUACACUGUAAAGGUCAGAAGAAACAACUAUGUAGAUAUGUGUGUAUAUAUUGUAAGUGUGGGUCAAAACGGCUGUCCUCAAAGUAUUGCAACAGCAACCUCUGUUGGUAAUGUUACAACAAGUAUUUAAAAAGUGCUUCUUUGACAACACUGGUUGAAAUGUCAGAUAUGCUGGAGAAUAGGGGAUUAUGGGCAGUUCAAUUCAGCUGGUCUGGAUGUGACUUAAUAGAUAUUGUGUUAUGCUAAAGCUCAUUUUGACUACAUGAAGAGUUUAUUUAAAUGAGUUAAAUCUUACAAUGCCUUAAGGUAGCUACAUUGUAAAAGGGAAUGCAGAAAUUCUCAAGGCACCAUUCAUCAUAUCACAAUGACAGAACCCCUUUAAAGAACUUAUAGUCUUAAACGCCCUGUUUAUGUACCUAAAGUUAUCCGAGAAGCUCAGUGGUUUAGUGGAAAUAUAACAAAUAACAAAUACUUUGAUGCAAUCAAAAUGUAAUCAGAAGUUAACAGAUUACAUCGAGUAAACAGGGUGUUUUUACACUCUUUAAAUGUUUUUCGAGGUUCUUUGCAUGCAAUUUUAUAGUGUAUACAUUUAAGAUUGUUCCAAAAUUGUAUUUUGCAAUAUCAGACAAUCACUUGUCGGACCAAACAGCAGAUUAGCCAAUGCUAGACUUGCUGUUCCCUUUUCAUAAAGUCCAUGAAAAUAAAUGCUGCAUAUUUUGCUGAUAAACCUGACUAAAACACUUGUGCCUUGCUAAUAUGAACAGUCUCAGGAUGCUCACCCUGCUGAAAUGAAAUACUCAAAUUAUUUUUAGGUUUGAAAAUAAUAUAUUUUGUAUUGUAGAUGUGUAUUAGGUCUUAGAGUAAAUGAGGAAAGGUUGUGGGGUCUUUGUUUCAAUUUUCAUUCAAAUUUCAAGAAUUCUUUGACUAAAUUCAAGCAACUUCCAGUUUUCAAAAGCCUUUUCAACCACAGGUAUUUCACUGUUUUGUCAUAAUUUCCAUUCUGUUUAGGAGUAGUAGAAGAGAAUCAACUGGCUGCCCUUGUUACUAAAUAGAAUGGCCCCCAAGUGUGUUAUAGUGACCCCUACUGUUGAAAGCAGAGUUUUUAAAUAAAACACUGGAACCUUUUUCAUAACUUGGCAUUGAAACGGUGCUAUUACUCCCCAGAUUUCUGUCUGAUAGAUAGAGUAUUAAAAUAAUGAGCAUAUUCUGCCAGUCUACUAGAAGUUUAUUUUUCUUGUGUUGUUUUGGUUAGGGCUAUCCAGCACAGCAGUGGCCUGUUUAUCUAAAUUAGUCACGUUUAAAGGUUUGUUGACCAUCCACUCAAAUAAAUAUUUUCUGCUUGCAAUGCAUCACUAUUUUAGUUUUUAAGUUAUUCAGCGGGCUGUGAGGAAUGAAGGUCAUGAGUAUGUUUAUGCUAUUGUCUGGAAAU
Paramisgurnus dabryanus is the source of this 3012-nucleotide messenger RNA. The record is from RefSeq and is a predicted model, not a curated record. NCBI's taxonomy places the organism in Eukaryota, Metazoa, Chordata, Actinopteri, Cypriniformes, Cobitidae.